Entrophospora candida is the source of this 174-nucleotide messenger RNA. Lineage: Eukaryota; Fungi; Glomeromycota; Glomeromycetes; Entrophosporales; Entrophosporaceae. The record is from the annotation of a GenBank genome assembly.
AGAAUUUCAGGGUCACAUUUGACAUUGAAGAUGUAUAGAGAAUACCAUGUAUCAAAAAAUGUGUUUGAUGAAGUGUUAUUACAAGUAUCAUUUGCAAUUGAUAAAGAAUUAUUAAAUAAUUCAAAACGAGAUUUAGAUACAAAAGUUCUUCUGUCUGGUGAUAAUAAAUUGUAA